Molecule: messenger RNA, 1745 nt
Organism: Balaenoptera acutorostrata (minke whale)
Lineage: Eukaryota; Metazoa; Chordata; Mammalia; Artiodactyla; Balaenopteridae
Gene: NCF1
Product: neutrophil cytosolic factor 1
Exons: 11
Coding region: 471-1649 (392 amino acids)
Biological process (GO): superoxide anion generation; respiratory burst
Cellular component (GO): NADPH oxidase complex; cytoplasm
Molecular function (GO): protein binding; superoxide-generating NADPH oxidase activator activity; phosphatidylinositol binding
Source: RefSeq, a predicted model, not a curated record
UGUGAAGUUUAUAUCAAGGAAGGCCUCUCAGAGGAGGUGCCCUUUGAGCAGAAACCUGUAGAAGAUGAGGGUGGGAGUUACAGGUGUGUGGGAGAUGGGCCAGGUGGAAUGGCUUGUGCAAAAGCCCUGAGAUGGGAGCACCUGCAACAGAGGGGCCAGCGUGGCUGGCUCAGAGGAACCAGGAGGAGAGAGCUGGGAGUCGGGCAGCCCUCCUGCGGGGCCCUGUGGGCCACGGCGGGGACAAUGACGGGCGUGUCCCCGCACAACUGCGUGCGUGGGGCCACCCAUGUCCGCACCACGGGAACCCGAGGAAUCCCAGAAACUGAAAGAAGAAGCAAAGCCCUAUCUGCACGCUCCCUGCCCCCACCUGCCCGCGGCCCCGCCGCGACAGAGGCGACUUCCUUUUUCCAGCCUAUUUAAGUCCCAGCCCGCAGAGCCCCGGAGAAGAGGUGGCCGCACGCAGCCCAGCCAUGGGGGACCCCUUCAUUCGCCACAUCGCCCUCCUGGGCUUCGAGAAGCGCUUCGUCCCCAGCCAGCACUACGUCUACAUGUUCCUGGUGAAGUGGCAGGACCUGUCUGAGAAGGUGGUCUACCGGCGCUUCACUGAGAUCUACGAAUUCCAUAAAAUCUUAAAGGAGAUGUUUCCUAUCGAGGCGGGGGACAUCACCCCAGAGAACAGGAUCAUCCCCCACCUGCCAGCCCCGCGGUGGUUUGAUGGGCAGCGGGUGGCCGAGAGCCGCCAGGGCACCCUCACUGAGUACUGCAACUCGCUCAUGAACCUGCCUGGCAAGAUCUCCCGCUGCCCCCACCUCCUCAACUUCUUCAAGGUGCGCCCUGAUGACCUCAAGCUCCCCACGGACAGCCAGGUGAAAAAGCCAGAGACAUACCUGAUGCCCAGAGAUGGCAAGAGUAACGCUGCAGACAUCACGGGCCCCAUCAUCCUGCAGACGUACCGCGCCAUCGCUGACUAUGAGAAGAGCUCAGGCUCCGAGAUGGCUCUGGCCACAGGCGACGUGGUGGAUGUCGUGGAGAAGAGCCAGAGUGGCUGGUGGUUCUGCCAAAUGAAGACAAAGCGCGGCUGGGUCCCGGCGUCCUACUUGGAGCCCCUGGACAGUCCCGAUGAGGCAGAAGACCCAGAACCCAACUAUGCAGGUGAGCCCUACGUCACCAUCAAAGCCUACACUGCCCUAUUGGAGGACGAGAUGUCUUUGGAGCAGGGCGAAACCAUCGAGGUCAUUCAUAAGCUCCUGGAUGGCUGGUGGGUCAUCAGGAAAGAAGAUGUCACAGGUUACUUCCCAUCCAUGUACCUGCAGCAGGCAGGGCAGGACACAGACCAGGUCCAAAGCCGGAUCAAGAGGGGAGCGCCACCCCGCAGGUCGUCCAUCCGCAACGCGCACAGCAUCCACCAGCAGUCACGGAAGCGCCUCAGCCAGGACACCUAUCGGCGCAACAGUGUCCGUUUUUUGCAGCAGGGCCGCCGCCGGGCGCCGCCGGGGCCCCAGAGCCCAAGGAGCCCGCUGAAGGAGGAGGAGCCGCCCAAGACCGAGCGCCCCAAGCCGCAGCCGGCCGUGCCCCCGAGGCCCAGCGCAGACCUCAUCCUGCACCGCUGCAGCGAGAGCACCAAGCGGAAGCUGGCCUCCUCCGUCUGAGGCCGCCCCCACAUGAUGCUCUCCCCACCUCCAGCCCCUAUCCCUGUAUAUACAUGUAUAGAGCCUGAGGUUUGGCGGCAGGUGGCAGCCCCUGGC